Molecule: messenger RNA, 852 nt
Organism: Megalops cyprinoides (Indo-Pacific tarpon)
Lineage: Eukaryota; Metazoa; Chordata; Actinopteri; Elopiformes; Megalopidae
Gene: tatdn3
Product: TatD DNase domain containing 3
Exons: 10
Coding region: 1-852 (283 amino acids)
Molecular function (GO): hydrolase activity, acting on ester bonds
Source: RefSeq, a predicted model, not a curated record
AUGGAGGCAGGGUUUGUUGACUGUCACUGUCACAUUUCUGCUCGGGAAUUCGCUGAGGACAUAGAAGAUGUAAUAAAAAGCACUAAAGAGGCUGGGGUCAAGACUUUGAUUUCAGUAACAGAAGUGGCCAGUGAGUUUGAAAGAGUGAUCCAGCUGUCUCAAAUCUACCCUGACCUGGUGGCACCAUGUUUAGGGAUUCACCCGGUCCAGGGCUGUGGGUCCCAGAACCAUCGCAGUGUUACAUUUCAGGACCUGGAACCUGCUCUACCCCUGUUUCAGAAAUACAGAGAAGACAUUGUGGCAAUCGGUGAGAUUGGCCUUGACUUCACACCUUGGUAUGUCACCAGUGCAGAGCAACGUGAGGAACAGCAGAGAGUCUUCAGAAAGCAGCUAGAAAUAUCCAAGGAGCUGGAUUUGCCUGUGAAUGUCCAUUCCAGAUCAGCAGCGAAGGCCACCAUAGCUGUCCUCAAAGAGCAGGGUAUUGGCUCCGCUCUGCUGCACAACUUUGCAGGCAGGUGUUCGGUGGCCAUGGAGGGGGUGCAAGCCGGGUACUACUUCUCCUUCCCCCCAGCUGUCUGCAGAAGUGAGCAGAGAGCCAAGCUGAUCAAACAGAUUCCACUGGAAAACAUUUGCCUGGAGACAGACUCCCCUGCCCUGGGACCAGACAAGCAUGUUAGAAAUGAACCCAAGAACAUUACCCUUUCCUGUGAGUAUAUUGCACAAGUCAAAGGAAUCACACCAGAGAGCGUCCUUGAGAUCACCACACAGAAUGCACUCAGGCUAUUCCCAAAAAUUAAGAGGAUGAUAAAUAAGUGCUCCAGCAGUGGACUUACAACAGCAAUAACACCCUAA